This is a messenger RNA of Alternaria atra, 1485 nucleotides long. RefSeq lists its product as uncharacterized. The coding region runs from base 1 to 1485 and encodes 494 amino acids. Gene Ontology annotation, molecular function: catalytic activity. The transcript is spliced from 2 exons. NCBI's taxonomy places the organism in Eukaryota, Fungi, Ascomycota, Dothideomycetes, Pleosporales, Pleosporaceae. The record is from RefSeq and is a predicted model, not a curated record.
AUGAUACAUUGGUCGCAGGGCCUGUUCGGAUUCAUCGGUAGCUUAGAGCCUCUACUGAACACUCUCGCACCGUUGUCAAGCAAAAGAUUUGACGCCAAUUCGACACCCCCUCAAACACCGCCGAUAUUCGAUGGCGACCUCACGAUACCUGCUUUGCAGCGAGCUUACAAGAACGGACUUUCGCCAGUAACCGUCGUUGAAGCGGUCUACGACAAGAUUGAAGCAUACAAGGAGAUAGACCCAGCAGUCUGGAUUUACCUGCAGCCACGCGAAGCAGCUCUAGACGCUGCAAGGCGAUUAGCAUCUACUUUCCCUGAUCGAAACGCACUUCCACCGUUGUUUGGGGUGCCCUUUAGUGUCAAAGACAGUAUCGAUAUUGCUGGUCUUUCUACCACGACUGCAUGUCCGCCACUUGCUCGCGUACCCUCCUCCUCUGCUCCCGUAUACGACAAAAUUAUCGCCGAAGGUGCCUUAUUUGUAGGGAAGGCCAACUUGGAUCAGCUUGCUACUGGCCUCGUAGGCUGUCGCAGCCCAUACGGAAUCCCCCAUUCAGUCUAUCACAAAGACUACAUAAGCGGCGGUUCAAGCAGCGGCAGCACAGUGUCAGUAGGAGCAAACCUCGUCUCAUUCUCGCUGGCAACAGACACAGCCGGCUCAGGCAGAGUGCCUGCUGGCUUCAACGGCAUCGUCGGACUGUAUUGCACUUUCCACCAAAACAGUAUCCGACGCGCGAACUCUGUGGCAGACCCUCGAAGGCCACGACCCACUCGACCCAUACGCAAAGCCGGAGAUAGCAUUCGAACGCCACAUAAUAGUAUCGGUCCUCAAUCACGCACGUUCAAAUUCGGUAUUCCACCUCCUGAAGCACUCGCCAUCUGCUCGAUACCCGCUCGUCGCAUGUUCAACGAGACCGUAUCGAGAUUACAAGCAAUCGGUGGUGUUCUCACACCAAUUGACUGGUCUCCGUUCCAGAAAGCCGGCCAGCUACUCUACGACGGUACAUUCGUUUCUGAACGCCUAGCCUCCCUCCCAGACGACUUCCUCGAGAAGAACCGCUCGGCGCUCCACCCAGUGACCGCCCAGCUUAUGGACGCUGUUGUUGCCCGGAAGAGCUCGGCUGUAGAUGUAUACCGCGAUCUGCAAGCCCAAGUCCUCUACACCCGUCAAGCAGAGAGAGUAUUCGCAUAUUCCGCUUCUGGUGUCGAUAUAGUUGUCGUACCAACAACGCCUACCCACUGGAGGAUAGAUGAGAUACUCGCUGAUCCUAUCAAGAAGAACAGCAUACUGGGCGAGUUUACGCAUUGCGGGAAUGUGUUGGAUUUGUGUGGUGUGGCUGUUCCGGCGGGCACGUAUCCUGUUGCCGAGUUGAGUGGGGAAAAUACGGAUCAAGGUGUGUUGCCGUUUAGUGUGACGUUCUUGAGUGGAUCGAGGUUGGAUGCUGAAAUUUUGGAGAUUGCUAGGCGGUUUGAGGAAAGCAUGAAGUAA